Rhopalosiphum padi (bird cherry-oat aphid) is the source of this 4202-nucleotide messenger RNA. Its product is annotated as UDP-glucosyltransferase 2-like. NCBI's taxonomy places the organism in Eukaryota, Metazoa, Arthropoda, Insecta, Hemiptera, Aphididae. The transcript is spliced from 4 exons. Gene Ontology annotation, molecular function: UDP-glycosyltransferase activity. The coding region runs from base 442 to 2013 and encodes 523 amino acids. The record is from RefSeq and is a predicted model, not a curated record.
AAUUUUGAUCUAAUUAGCAAAUCGUACCGUGAAUGAACACUAAACACACUAUAAUUGUGUAAUUUAUUAAUUUUAUUAACAUUAUCAAAAGGUUUCAAAACAUUAUUUAAGGUCAAGUACGAUAUGAUAAAAUAAGGAAGACUAUAAAAGCAUUAUAGCGUGGUGAACAAUGAAACGAAAAAAAAAAUUAUUCCUAAUUGGAAUCAGUAGAAGGGAAAAGUCCAGUGUCCAAAAAUAAUAAACGGCAUAUCAUUACGCAAACUAUACCGUCGUCGAACACGUUCAGUACAUAAAAAAUAUGCUUUGACGACGGUAAAGCACACGCCACAUGCCAUCAACACUCUAACACUCGUAGCAUAUUAUAUAGUACACGAUUGUACAGAACUGGACGGCGUUUACCGAAUCGGUCGCAAAACCGGUUAAAAUCUGCACACGACAGUCAUGACCGGACGACCAUCGUGGUGUGGACUCGCGGCCGUUUGCUUGCUGGUGGCUACUGCGGGUUUGCCGCGGCCCGUGCACGCGGCCCGCGUGCUGGCAGUCGAGACGGUGGCCGCCAAGAGCCACUGGAACGUCAUGAAAGGCGUGCUGCACGCCUUGGUUGGCCGCGGCCACGCGGUGAAGGUUUACACGCCGUUCCCGGACCACGGGACGCCGCCGACCGACAACUAUACGGAGGUGGAGACGUCCGCCCAUUACCACAUUAGCGACACGGACGAGACCGCGACGGCUGCUGUCAACAUGAAUGCCUCCGUGGUGGUGCCGCUGUUCGCCCGGACGUCGUUCAUGGUGCCAUUCAUCGCCAACUCUAGCCGUCUCGUGUGCGACAUCAUGGACCGAUUCCUGUCGCGAGACGUCGGCGCCUACGACCUGUUCAUCACGGAACCGCUGGGCAGCGACUGCGUGUCGCACGCGGCACGGCGGCUCGGCGUUCCGCUCGUCUACGUCGUUCCCGCGCCCCUGCUGCCCUGGAUCGAAACGGCCGCGUUCGGCCACUACUCCAACCCGGCGGUCGUGCCGCACCUGUUCGCCGCGUACGCUGUGUCCGACACGUUCUACCGGCGACUGCACAGCGUGGCCAUGCACCUGUACACGGUGGUCGCCAACUACUGGUACACGGCGACCGCGGCUGCCGUCGAACGUCGGCCCUACGACCUCGCGCCGCCCGUCAUACCCGCCCUGGUUUUCGUCAACACUCACCACGUUACCGAACCACCCAGACCCGUGCCGGCGAACCGCGUGGACGUCGGCGGCAUACAUUUGACCGCACCCCGACCGCUGCCGGCCGAUAUUUUAAAAUUUAUCGAGGAAUCGCCAAACGGAGUUAUUUACUUUACAUUUGGUACCGUAGUCGCACUAUCAACAAUGCCGGACCAUAUUCAAAACGCUUUCAAAGAUGCAUUAGCUGAACUUCCUCAAAGAGUAUUGCUGAAAUAUGAAGGAGAAAUGAAGGAUAAACCAAAAAAUGUGAUGACAAGCAAAUGGUUGCCUCAACGAGAUAUAUUGAAGCAUCCCAAUGUAAAGUUAUUUAUUGGCCAUGGAGGUAUAUCGGGAGUCUACGAAGCUGUGGACGCCGGCGUCCCAAUCCUAGGAUUCCCCUUGUUCUAUGAUCAACCAAGAAACAUGGCAAAUUUGGUCGAUGCAGGUAUGGCGUUGUCAUUGGAUUUGUUUUCAGUAACCAAAAAUACACUUUUAAGUGCUAUUAAUGAAAUUAUCAAUAAUGAAACGUAUUCAAAAAAUGCUAAAAUUGUUUCUGAUAGAUUUAAAGACCGACCUAUGUCGCCGGCCGAUUCGGUCGUUUACUGGACGGAAUACAUUAUUCGUCACAAAGGUGCACCGCACUUGAGAUCUCACGCACUUAAUUUAACAUGGUAUCAAUAUUUUUUACUGGACGUUAUAGCAGUUGUAUUAUUAAUAAUUUUAUCAGUUUUUUACACUGCAUUGAAAACAUUGCAGUUGAUAAACAAAAUUAUUUUUAAACCAUCAUCAAAAUCGAAAUCAAAACCGGAUUAAUUAUAAGGAUAAGGAAAGUUUGUGUUUUAAAAUGUAACAUAUUGAUAUUAUAAUAUAUUAUAUUAUAAACAAGUUUAUAAACACCAAAUAUUUUAAAUAUUUUUCUCGUAAGAUUAUUUUUUUCAAAUAGUAACACUAAAAUCAAAUAGCUCUUUAAAAUUUAUAUUGUCUAAUUAUUAAUGGUAGGUAUCUUAAAUGAAAUGCAUUUUUUUUCUAAUUAUUAUUAUUUUAUUGUACGUUUGAAUAAUAGUGUAACGGAAAAUUUAAUCUUACUAAUCUUAGUUUAUAAGCUGAAUAAAUUAUAAAAUAAUUGUUUAAUUGAAUUUUUGUCUAAAAAAAAGCUUAAAAUAAGUAACUGGUAACUGAGUAGUAUCUUAUAAGGCUAUUAACUUAAUGUGCAUAAUAUUAUAUUGUGUUAUUUAACGCCAUCUACCUUUGGUUAUUAAACAAUUUAGAAUUGAUAUAUUGUUAUAAACAUCUACGCAAGAUAGCGCUACACAUUCAUAUUUUAUUUUGUAUGUUGGUUUUAACACGACUUAACGUUUUCGAAUGGGAGUUCGAUUCUAUUUUGAAUAGUAUAAAAAAUGUCCCCUUUAAAAUCAGAAAUAUAUUUUAUAAUUGUUUUAAUCAAAAUUUUUAGCUAAACUUUUUAGUAAAUGGGUAUUUUAAUAUGAUUUAAUACAAUCAAUAUAUUUCUAUAUGUUAUAUUAUGAAAUAUUUAUUUUUAGAGAAUUACAACAGACAAGAUGAGAAGAAAAUGUAGGAAUCUGAAUCUCUAGUCCCUAAAUACUAUUUUGGCUUAUAUUUUAAAAUAAUUCAAUGUUGAUAUUUUUAUGAAAAUUAUAAAAACACCAAAUAAAUAAGUAUAAUUUGAAUAAAUCACUGAAUUUAUCCAUGGUAUUGCUAGUUAUGUAACAGAAGUUUUAUACCUUACUAUUUUCUAUGAAUUUAAAAAUAAUUUUUAAAUUUUUAAUAGAAUAUGUUUAUAAGUAGGGCUCGGAAGUUGAUGAGAAUAUUUCUAAGAUUAGAAACAUUAAAAAGUGACCUAAAAAAAAUAAAUGCAAAAAAUGACCUAAAAAAAUUACAAAUAUUUGUUAAUAUUUAAUAAAAAUAUUUUUUUUUAAAUUGUCCUCUAUUGUCUCUAUUUUACUAUAAAAUUCUAUAUACAUUUAUUAAAGUUUACUAAUUAAUCAAAAUAUGACAUAAAAAUAACAAAAAUGUCCUUAAAAAUUAAAUAAAAAUUUUUCGGCAAUUCGAAAAUAUUACAAAAAAAUAAUAAAAUUUAGGUAUAAUAAUAUUCACUACAACACGACAACGACAACUAUAAUCGGUGAGAUAAAAUCGGAUAGGUACUAAUCUUAGACUUUAGUCCGUGGUAAUUUCAAAGUUCUAAGUAAGUUAUCGGCAUAAUGAUAAGAAGUGAACUAAUGUGAAAUCAGUAAAAAUGAUUAAAAAUGUGGGUAAAUGACCAAAAAAUUUCAAAAAUGACUUAAAAAGUAAUAAACACCAAAAAAUGCAAAAAAAUGCAAAAUAAAAAUUAGUUGUUCAGAUUUACAUGUUAAUGAAACACAUUAGUGGCCAGGAGAGCAUCGUCUAAAAAGUUGCAAAAAAAAAAAAUGUAAAAUGCAUCAAUUUCCGAUCCCUAAAGAAUUAAGGUAAGAGCAUAAAAUUUGAAAACGAAUGUUUUUUUUCUAAAUUGUAAUAAUAAUAAUUCUUAUUUGGUACGAUGGUACGUAGUUAGUAAACACGUUUUGAUUAACAUGCAAUAGACUUAAUAUUUCUUUUGUAUGCUUUUUUCUUGUAAAUACUUUUUUAUGAUUUUGUGUUAAACUAUCAAUUUAUUAAAAUAGUUCAAAUAUAUUUUUCCAACAUAAGAAAUAACAUUUUAAAGGUUGAUAGUAAGAAAUUGAUGACUAUUGUGUUACAAAUUAGGAACGACCGAGAAACGAAAUUACUUGUGUUUGUAUAUAGAUAUAUGUAGAAUCUACAUUGUAGAUAAAGUAUUUUCCAGCGCUGGGUAUAAGGUGUUUGAAAGCUAAUUUAAGUUCAUACUAUUAUAUUUUAUUAAUCCAUUUUUUUAACACUAAAAUAAUAAAAUAAUUAUACAAAAAUUUGAAUUAUUUUACAUUAAAAAUGUUUUUUAUUUAUAUUUUUACUUUUUUUUUUAUUAUACACUUUUAAAUUCGGAA